Staurois parvus is the source of this 287-nucleotide messenger RNA. Lineage: Eukaryota; Metazoa; Chordata; Amphibia; Anura; Ranidae. The record is from the annotation of a GenBank genome assembly.
AUGUUUUCUGUGCUCAUUGCAUACCCUUGUUAUCAUUCUGUUUGCAUUGUCAGUUUAUCCUGCAUUUAUUUAGUAAACCCCAAGUUGUACCUUAGAGUUUAUCUAAUCUAGGUCCAGGGGUGGACUGAAAACUCAUGGGGACCCCGGGCAAUAGGGGAUCAUGGGACCCCUGUGUCCUUGCCCACACUCAAAGCAUACCCAAAAAAGCCUAUAAUAAGGUACCAGGGGCAUCUCAUGGGGCCCCCUACUGACCCCGGGCCCUCGGGCAGUGCCCGAGUUUCCAAAUG